Zingiber officinale is the source of this 2592-nucleotide messenger RNA. Its product is annotated as WRKY transcription factor 22-like. The coding region runs from base 1522 to 2313 and encodes 263 amino acids. Gene Ontology annotation, cellular component: nucleus. Lineage: Eukaryota; Viridiplantae; Streptophyta; Magnoliopsida; Zingiberales; Zingiberaceae. Gene Ontology annotation, molecular function: DNA-binding transcription factor activity; transcription cis-regulatory region binding. The transcript is spliced from 2 exons. Gene Ontology annotation, biological process: regulation of DNA-templated transcription. The record is from RefSeq and is a predicted model, not a curated record.
UUGUAAUUUAGUGUCACUUGUUGGAUGUUUCAUUGAUUUAGUGGUCGAUGAUAAGUCCAAUGCUAAAUAAAAAAAAUCACCAAAUUUAAAUUUGGUUUGAUAAUGUUAGCCAUCCAUAUCCUAGUCAAAUGGGAGAUGCAAUUUUUCCACUCAAUAAUUCUGACUUGAAUAAAAAGGACACAAACUCUAGAGGUUCUUACCUUCUGUAUAUGCAUCUUUGAAGGAUAGUGUGUUCAAUUGAAGGGCUUGCAACAAGUUAGUGAAACUUCCUGUACUAUUGUUUCUUGAUCGAGUGAUUACAUAAGAUUUCUCUCCUUCAGUUGUGUUUUCCUAGUGUGUGUGUUGUUUGUUGCUACUUCUUGUGUACUCCCUUGAUUGCUUUUGUUCUUCAACUUCAUCCCAUGUGAAGGAUAAAAAAAAUCUCCUCCUUCGUUCCAUAGUCAUGAUCCUGGUAAUGAACUUGUCUCAGCCAGUCCCCUCUCUCUCCCUUGAUGCAAUUUAAAGAGCUUGUCAUGUUGCUUUUGAGCAUUGUUGUGUUCUUGCUGCUCUAGAUGAAGCUCAGAAUCAUCUGUCUCCUCCUAUGCCUUCUAUUGCGGUGAGGAAGGCAAUGAAUCUGUCAUACUGGACUUAUUCUUGCGCCCCUUAUGCAACACGCAGCAAUCAUAUCACCAUUCCAGUAGGGUAGGAAUGGUUACUUCAUAGUUGAUACCUCCACUCAGAAAUUAACUAUUUUAUUGUUUGCAAGAUCUAUAGUCCCUAAUUCUGUAUAGCAGUGGCCCAGGUUAGCUAAUCCUGGAACUGCUAAUCUUGUCAGUCAGCAUUUAAUCCUUCUCUUGGAUGUAUCAUUCAUUUGUAGCUGGCUAACGAAGAGAUGGUGGUGGACUUGGAGGAUUCAUCCUGAUCCAGGAACGUUUUAGCUUGUUAAUCAGAAGCAUAUAGACUAUAGAGGGCCUGUAAUUUAGUAGCUUUAGGAACGUUUGAAUUAAUUUAGUAAACUUCUAGCAAGAUUAUUCAGUACCUUCUGAGGAUCUCUGAGAUUUGAGAAUGCUACUAGUUGCCCUGGAUACCAAGUCCAGACCUUGAUAAGGAUAUUGGAAGUGGGACAUCCAACUACUUUUAAUGCACGUGGAGUGUAGUGUGGGACUUCAUUACCAUGUAACGUAAUAUAGUGCUAAUGGAUAGGACAAUGACUAAUGAGGGCCGGAAUAGAUUAUGACAUGAGCACGUGAAUCGUGUGAUUCCUUGACGGCUUCUUCUGCCUACUAAUUAGGAUUAAGGCACCGAUAUAGAAGGAGGUAACAUUGAACAUCAGCCGUUCGAUCAGCAUAACUUUUUGACUUGUACCUAGAGUCAACGCUGACUUGGCGGUAGGUUUUCAUGAUCUUAGAUUGUGUGAAUCCAUUAUCCAGUCCCUGGCCCCACCAAUUCGUCUAACAAUCUGUCUCACCCAUUAUAAACACCCCCACCACUUCCCUCAGUUCCCUCCAUCCGAUUGAAGCUCUACUGGCUGACUCAGUUUCCAUGCAUGCUCCUCCCAUGGACGACAACAACUGGGAUCUAUUCGCCGUGGUCAGAGCCGCCAGCUCCUUCGCCAUUAGCGACUCCUUAUCCAACUCCAAGGAGGAGGCUGUACGCGUUUCAAAAGACAACGACGAGGACGACGACCUUUUCGGCUUCGGUGAGCUACAGGAUCCCAUAGAAUUCCAUCGACGAGCAUUCAAACAGCAGCAAGUGCUCUCUGAUAGUCAGCAGAGCAGACGAGCCGAGAGGUUGAUUACCCGUUCCAAACUAAGGUACAGAUCGAGUCACUUUGCGACUCUCGCCUACCAUUCGGUAACAGUGGACGCCGGUGAACUUGAUCGCAGGAAGAAUCAGCAGAAGAAGGUGAGCUGCCAAGUGCCGGCGGACGGCGCCCAGCCGGACCUGUGGGCAUGGCGGAAGUACGGGCAGAAGCCCAUCAAGGGCUCCCCUUAUCCACGGGGAUACUACAGGUGCAGCAGCUCGAAGGCGUGUGAGGCAAAGAAGCAGGUGGAGCGGAGCAGGGCGGAUCCGGAGAUGUUGCUCAUCACUUACACGGCGGAGCACAACCACCCCGCCCCCGCCCAUCGGAACUCGCUCGCCGGAACCGCUCGCCGGAAGCAAAUCCUUCCGUCGACGAUCUCGCCCGGCCAGGAACCGGCGAACGGCCGCGACGUGCACUUUUUGGAGGGCAGUGGGAACUUUGACGAUCAUUUCUAUCGUUCGACGACGGCGCUGACUCUCUUCGAUCCACCGGCGCCGGCUGUUGGCCACUCGUUGAGUUCCAUCACUUGAUUUGAAUGAUGUCGCCAUCGAGCAGGUUUAAGGAUAACGAAUUGUAUGCCUCCGCAAGCUUUAAAACGAUUUAUGGCUGCGCAAGCAAUCCGGCGUAAGAUCGCAACGAAAAAUAGUAAAAUUCCGGUGGAGGUCAACUCGCUGAAACAGAGAUUUUUAAAUAUUUAGGAAAUGGGUUGGCAGAUCUACCCAUGAAGUUGUUGUAGUAGCUCUGUAGAAGAAACCAGAUUUGAGUUUGAACCUUACGUAUCCUUUUUCGCUAUCGCAUUGCAAAAGGAA